Molecule: messenger RNA, 1112 nt
Organism: Carassius auratus (goldfish)
Lineage: Eukaryota; Metazoa; Chordata; Actinopteri; Cypriniformes; Cyprinidae
Product: lung adenoma susceptibility protein 2-like
Exons: 3
Coding region: 216-1112 (298 amino acids)
Source: RefSeq, a predicted model, not a curated record
ACAUAGUGCGUCUAGAUUAGGUCACGUGACUCAGUGCGCAUGCGCAGAGCUGUUGGCGGCGGUUGUCUGAGUGAUUUGAGUUUUGUGUUGAAUGUUUAGUGGACGUGUAUGUACAGAUUCUUCUGAUCACUUUUACUUUAAUUUACUCUCACUUUCACUUUCUGUUCGUGAUCUGCACUGGAUUCAUCUGAGUGCUAUGAGUGCAGCGUGUGAGGAUGGCGUCUGAAGACGGUCUGAUGUCUCCCGAGUCGAGUGUGACGUCGCUGCUGGCCUCUUCCGGACCCCUGCAGAGCUCCUUACACCCGGAGCCCGUCCCCUUCAUCAAAUACAGAGACCGACACUACAUCUCUGCGUCUGAGGCGCUGGACGCUUACAUCACUGACUUCCAGAGGAGUCUACGAGACGCUGAGACCACGACCGGGAAACUAGAGCUGCCCAAAGAGAGGACAAAACCUCGUCCCAGAAACAGAGACGUGCUGAAGACGAGUUUGACGGAUGAAGAGCUGGUCUUCCUGAACAUUCCCGUCCGGAACAGAGACUCGGACCGGCUCAGUAUGACCACUGAUGACCUCCUGGCUCUCCCGAAUGACGGCUCUCUCCCCGUGACCCGCACCUCGGCCCUCCUCUCCCGCUCUGGGAGCUUUCCGAUGGGAUUGAGCUUCAACUCCAGCUCCCGGUCACACUCCCGGUCAAGUAUGUCCCAUAAACACUCCGUACAGAGUCCAGUUACAGCAGCGAGCAGGAAACCCCGUCCUGUGGAUGAUUUACUGAUGGACAGUUUGCGGUCACACCGUCAAGCUCCUCCCCCUGACAUCCCACCAGCCAAUCGGACGCUUCCACCCAGAUCCAGGCAUCUCCCGCGCUGGAUGACCAGCCAGAAAUCUGAAAUGGAUUUUUCGGGGAUGUCCAGCGUUCCUGAGCUGAAGUAUCCGGAGUGGCUGAGACAGUGUGAAGGAUCAGACGGCCAGCAGAGCGACCGUCCUCUUCCUCACAGAGUCCCUCAUGGGUGGGAGAACUGGAAGAGUCCAGUGGAGAUGCUGGAGGUCAGCGAGGGGUCAAAGGUCAUGCAGGAGAGCCGUAUGGAUCCCAGUCCAUCGGUCAGAGCAGUCUGA